UUUAAGAUCACUGAGAAUUUCUACUUGUGGAGAAAGGAAUGGGGCUACGCAAAUUUAGAGCUGCACCCUUACAUGUUCAGCUGCAAAGUUCCGUUCCAAAAUCGGGUGCCGGAAUCUGUAUCAUUGGUGGUCAACCCCUGCGAUAACGCCACCAACAACCUCAGGGUCAUCUACAACCCUGCUCCCCUAGGGAAAAAGAAGCACUUUGUUAUGUGCGUGAAGGCGCUCAACUUCCGACAAAAGGCCGACUCCUCUGUCAGACUGGUCGAGUGGUUGGAAAUGCACAAAAUUCUGGGCGCUGACAAAAUCGUCAUUUACGAAUAUCAGGUGCAUCCAAACAUGUCAAAAGUGUUGGAAUACUACAAAUCAACAGGUCUUCUGGACGUGGUCAAAUUCUCCUUGCCAGGGUACCACGCCAACAUCCCUGACUUCAUGUCCAUAUUUCUGCGACACAGAGCCGCGAUCCAGUUUCUCCUCGAACUGAUCCAGUACAACGAUUGCAUGUACAAGCACAUGUACAUGUACGAUUUUGUCGUCGUCGUCGACGUUGAUGAGGUGAUUUUGCCAUUGAGCACUGACACCUGGUACGACCUGAUUUACAAAAAGACCAUCCCAAAAGUAGCCAAUGUAAAACCACCACCUGCUGGCUUCGUAGUGCGCAACCUGAUUUUCGCCGACGAUAAGGCCGAAUUGCAGGACUGGUACCCUGAUAUUCCCAGAUACAUGUACCUUCUUCAGAAUGUCCAACGUAACGUGAAUUACACUUAUCCACCUGGGGACGGCGUCAAGGCGUUCCACAACCCGCAAAUCGUGUUCGCCCUUCACAACCACCUGCCUAGGCAGUGCAUUGGGCACCCUGACGGAUGGUGUCCGUUACAUGAUUUUGACCUGAAGGACGUGCACAUGCAGCACUACUGCACCGGCAAGGAAAAAGACGAGUGCAAGUUGCAUAGAGGCGUCAAUUUGUCAGUGGACACUUCGAUUUGGAAGUACAAUGACCGACUAACUGAGGCCACUGGCAGAAGUCUCAGAGAAAUUGGACUGUUGUAAAGGGAAGGGAAGGUGAAAAGGCUGGACGUGUUGCAUGAGGCUCGAUGCUGCUUCUCCACCGGAACGUUUUCAAACAAAAUUGUCUUUUUGAAUCAACUAAAAGAAUCUCCUUUCUUAAAUGCAUGUUCUUGAAUUUUUGGUACAAGCUGUUUGAAAAACCAGGAGCUAUUUUUUCGUUUGAUUUAUUACUACUAGAAUUGAUUACUAUGCGCAAAAUAUUUGUUCUUGUCAUUUCAUAAAAUAAAUCGCUGAAAGCUGAUAAUGUAGUAUUAAAGGG
Molecule: messenger RNA, 1327 nt
Organism: Neocloeon triangulifer
Lineage: Eukaryota; Metazoa; Arthropoda; Insecta; Ephemeroptera; Baetidae
Exons: 3
Coding region: 73-1050 (325 amino acids)
Source: RefSeq, a predicted model, not a curated record